UGCCCCGCGUAAACUCCUCAAAAACAGACGGCAGGAGGUGCGCGUCCAAGCCAAUGUGCCAACACUCCAACACCCUUCUGCACUUCCUCCGCCACGUCUCCUUCCCGCCGGACGCGCACCUCCUGCCGUCCGCGCUCAAGUCAUGCCCCGCGCAGCCCCUCGCCCGCGCGCUCCACGCGGCCGCCGCGGUCUCCGGCCUUGCGGAGGAUCCCUUCGUCGCCUCCUCGCUCCUCCACACCUACCUCCGCCUCGGAGCCACCAGCGACGCCCGCGGCGUGUUCGAAAGAAUGCCGGACAAGAGUGUCGUCGGCUGGAGCGCACUCAUCGCCGGUUACUCUGCACGAGGCGAUGCCAAGGCCGCGUGGGGCCUUCUGGAGCGGAUGCGGAGCGCCGGCGUGGAGCCGAAUGUGAUCACCUGGAAUGGACUGGUUUCCGGGCUGAACCGGAGCGGCAGCGCCCUCGACGCUGUCAAGGCACUUGUGAGGAUGCACGGGGAAGGGUUCUUGCCGGACGCCACCGGUGUCUCGUGUGCACUCUCUGCGGUCGGGGAUGUGAAAGAGGUCUCGGUUGGCGAGCAGCUGCAUGGAUAUGUGGUGAAGGCAGGGUGCAGGCUAGAUCAACAUGUGGUCACUGCGCUCAUCGACAUGUACGGCAAGUGUGGGCGUGCUGAUGAGAUUUCUCACGUGUUCCAUGAGUCCAGCCACAUGGAUGUUGCUACCUGCAACGCUCUCGUCGCUGGGCUCUCUCGGAACGCCCAGGUCUCUCAGGCAUUGUUGCUGUUCAGCGAGUUUGUUAGCCGAGGAGUCAAGUUGAAUGUUGUGUCCUGGACCUCGAUUGUUGCCUGCUGUGUGCAGAAUGGGAAAGAUUUGGAAGCGGUGGAUCUUUUCAGGAAGAUGCAGUCAAAAGGGAUCGAGCCAAAUUCAGUCACGAUACCCUGCGUAUUGCCAGCAUUUGCCAAUGUUGCUGCUCUUAUGCAUGGCCGGUCAGCACACUGUUUUUCUCUUAGGAAGGGAUUUCUUCAUGACGUUUACGUUGGCAGUGCGUUGGUGGACAUGUAUGCAAAGUGUGGCAAGGUCAGGGAUGCGAGGACGAUCUUCGAUGCAAUCCCGUCUAAAAAUACGGUUUCGUGGAAUGCGAUGAUUGGUGGCUAUGCAAUGCAUGGGGAGGCCGCAAAUGCUGUGCAGUUGUUCUGUUUGAUGCAGAAGUGCAAACAGAAGCCCGACCUAGUCACAUUCACCUGUGUCAUUGGUGCCUGUGGCCAAGCUGGCCUGACAGAGGAGGGGCGUCGCUACUUCAGUGAAAUGCAGCAUAGUCAUGGCAUUUCCCCAAGGAUGGAGCAUUAUGCAUGUAUGGUUACUCUGUUAGGACGGGCUGGCAAGCUUGAUGAGGCAUACGAUCUCAUAAAUGAGAUGCCAUUUGAGCCAAAUGGUUGUAUUUGGGGGUCCUUGCUGGGCUCCUGCAGGGUUUAUGGAAAUGUGUUCCUGGCCGAAGUCGCAGCAGAAAAGCUAUUUGAACUAGAGCCAGAAAAUACCGGCAACUAUGUCCUGCUUUCCAACAUUUAUGCGUCUAAAAAAAUGUGGGACGGGGUAAGUAGAGUGAGGGAUCAGAUGAAGAAUAUGGGAUUGAAGAAAGAAAAGGGUUGCAGUUGGAUAGAGAUCAAGAACAAGGUGCACAUGUUGUUUGCUGGUGACAAUUCACACCCCAUGAUGACUGCGAUAACGGAGAAACUAAAGCAGCUUACCAUUGAGAUGAGCAGGCUGGGCUUUGCACCGAGCACAGAUUUUGUCCUACAUGAUGUGGAAGAACAAGAAAAGGAUGAUAUCCUUGCUGUGCACAGUGAAAAGCUGGCUGUUGCAUUGGGCCUCAUAAGCACGAGCCCAGGAACACCCCUCCGGGUGAUAAAGAACCUCCGGAUUUGUGGUGAUUGCCACGAAGCAAUGAAGUUCAUAUCAUGUUUUGAGGGGAGGGAGAUAUCUGUUAGAGACACCAACAGGUUUCAUCACUUCAAGGAUGGGAAAUGUUCUUGUGGGGAUUACUGGUGAUUUUGCCUGCCUUGACUUACUGUCUGUUCAACAACUUGGUGUAGAAGGUGAAUGAGCAUGCAUGUCCCCCUACCUUACGGUGGAUAUUGUUUUCACGAGAUUUCAGAAAUACAUUGGUGGAAUACUUCCAUUGGAGAGACUCAGUUGGAACUUGGAGUUGAUAUUAAUUUUGUAAAUGGUUGAAAUGAUUAAAUCCAUGGAAGUGAGACACAUCAGCUUUCGGAGGAUGCAUCAAAUAGAAAAAAAAGGAAAUUUAAGCUUGACUUUGGAGAAGCAUUCAAUAUUAUCGAGCACGACACGAUCAUCAGAGUCAUGGAGCAUAUGGGCUUUGAUGCGAGGUGGAUUGGAUGGAUUAAAUCCGUCCUCUCCACUGGUACCUCCUCUGUCCUACUUAAUGGUGCCCCGGGGAGGAAAAUUUUCAAGCUAUCAUCAAUAAGGCUUGUGCUUGUCACCAUAACCUGCUUCAACUCCCCCUUCCAGUAACACAUCAUUGACCUUCCAGUCCGAGUUUUGGUGUUCAAAUCUUGCCCAAGCAGAGCACCCAUGGAGGCACAGCAAGUGACAAGUGUUCCUUGCGAUUUCGACAAAAGAAGUGGUGCU
This is a messenger RNA of Triticum dicoccoides, 2642 nucleotides long. Its product is annotated as pentatricopeptide repeat-containing protein At1g20230-like. Lineage: Eukaryota; Viridiplantae; Streptophyta; Magnoliopsida; Poales; Poaceae. The transcript is spliced from 4 exons. Gene Ontology annotation, molecular function: zinc ion binding; protein binding; RNA binding. Gene Ontology annotation, biological process: RNA modification. Bases 54 to 2042 code for a protein of 662 amino acids. The record is from RefSeq and is a predicted model, not a curated record.